This is a messenger RNA of Paramecium tetraurelia, 354 nucleotides long. RefSeq lists its product as uncharacterized. The transcript has a single exon. Lineage: Eukaryota; Ciliophora; Oligohymenophorea; Peniculida; Parameciidae. The record is from RefSeq and is a predicted model, not a curated record.
AUGUCCAAUUUCAAGACACUUAUGAAAAUGCCUCAAUCAAAACUGGCUUCUAAAUGUUUGGCUCUCGAAGAAUUACUGUAAAGGUAUUAUGAAUUUGAAACAGCUCAUUAUGAUUUAUAAAGCAAAUAUCAGAUCUUAUUAGACAAAUAUGAGAGCAUUUGCAAGAAAACUUCUCAAUUAAAUGACCUUCAUACGACAGCAAGCUAAUCAAAUAAAAAGGACAGGUCAGAGAUUGAAAUUGGAGACAGAAUUAGAGAUCUAUGCUUUGGAAGAUGUAGAAACUAAACAAUUUAUAAUAAGUCUUUAAGAUUAAAAUCUGAGAAUGCAAGAAUAGUUAUAAUAGAGCCAAAUUGA